Prorocentrum cordatum is the source of this 606-nucleotide messenger RNA. The record is from the annotation of a GenBank genome assembly. Lineage: Eukaryota; Dinophyceae; Prorocentrales; Prorocentraceae.
GCCGUCGGCGAGGUCGGUACACCCGAUGAUGUCUUGCAGCAGCUCUGGGGCUCCGUUCAGCAGGGCAUUGACUACGAGAUCGCAGGCAGGCACGACAACAUUGGCCCUGGAGCCAACCGUUUCGUCGGGCACCACGGCCCCCCCAAGGUGAAGUGGCGGCAGUUGCGGUGGGGGCCACCUCGCAAGCGCCUGUGCCACGACACCGCGAUCGGCAAUCUGGGCUUGGGCUACCGCGGCACGCAGCUGCAGAAGACUGCCAGUGUAUUCUACGACAUCCUCUGCUUCCUGAGCUCCAUCGUCGGGCAGGACAAAGUCCUCACCGUUAUCGACCCCUGCUACCGCCAGUUCUUCCUGCGCGGGCUGGACGGGCUGAUUGCGGAGGACUUUGAUGACGUGGUGGAUGCCAUCGUGGGCCGUGCGGAGGCCCUCACUGCCGCGGCUCGCGGCGCGUCGGAGAGAGCCUGGCGCAGCUGGGCUCAGGCGGCCUUCAAUGGGGGAGCGAAGGCUGCCCGCGCUGCAUCAAAGGUCAGGGCGCAGCAAGAACUCGUUGCCCCUCAGGCCUAUUCCCAGCCAUGCAUCCUCGCGGACCGCACCAUGUGCGAGUGA